This is a messenger RNA of Ixodes scapularis (black-legged tick), 324 nucleotides long. Its product is annotated as endoribonuclease LACTB2. The record is from RefSeq and is a predicted model, not a curated record. Gene Ontology annotation, cellular component: mitochondrial matrix. Gene Ontology annotation, molecular function: RNA endonuclease activity; single-stranded RNA binding. Lineage: Eukaryota; Metazoa; Arthropoda; Arachnida; Ixodida; Ixodidae. The coding region runs from base 1 to 324 and encodes 107 amino acids. The transcript has a single exon.
AUGGGUUCUCUGGAGAAGAUCCUUUCCCUGAAGCCGUCCGUCAUCUACCCGGGCCACGGGCCCGUCAUUUCGGACCCGGAGCCGAGGAUAAGGGAGUACAUUAGACACCGCCUCUUGAGAGAGCGACAGAUUCUCGACACGUUGGCUGCCCUUAGUCCGGAGAGCCUGACGCCCAUGCAGCUCGUGGAGAAAAUCUACGUGGACACACCGGUCCACCUUCACAGAGCCGCCGGGGUCAACGUCCAGCAUCACUUGGACAAGCUGCUCAAAGAUGGUAAAGUGACGGCCAGGCAGAGUGACCCGGUCGAGUAUAAAAUUGCCUGA